UUAAUUUUUCAAUAUUCAUCCUCCCAAUGGUGCUUGCCUAUAUAUUUUGCAGUUAGUAAUCUACAUUCCUCACGCACAAAAACCUUACAGCUUUCCCAGUUAUGGCCGAAACCGAAACCACAAAAUCAGCCAUUACAGAAACCAAAAAAAUGGUCAACCCGAGAGUGGAAAUCGACACGUCGCCGCCGUUCGAGUCAGUUAAGGAGGCGGUAGACCGGUUUGGCGGCAGCGGUCCUUGGAUUCCCCGUCAGUUUCUUCAUUUAGCUGCUGAUCACCCUUAUAAUGAAGUCUUUAAUGUGGAGAAAAUGGAGGGUCAUGCAGUCCAAUUGGAAAGGGAUUUAAUCAUGAAAGAGCAGGAAACACUUAGCGUUUUAAAAGAACUGGAAGCGGCUAAAAGAUAUGUUGAAUACUUAAAAGUGAACCUGAUGCAAGAAGUGCCUUCAUUCUGUGCAACUCCUGACAUAAAUUUGGAAAGGGAAAUCACUGUUUCAAAUGAGGAAUCAGCUGAACGGUUGAGCUUGUGCCCGGUUCCAUCCCCUGGUUUGAUUUUCACUGAGUUGAAUCAAGCUAAAUCAAGCCUUAGUAAGACUUCUGUAGAUCUUAAUGUAAUUCGAGCCUCUGUUGAGUCUCUGAACAAAAAAUUGAGAAAAGAAGGAAUUUUGCUUGAAAUGAGAACAAAGCCACAAGUACCAAAUUCUGAAGGAGCCUUGUCUAAUAUAGUUGAGAAGGUAGAAACUAAAGGGGGCUUGCAGAGUUCUACGAAUAUCUCCAAGGAACUAAAUUUAGUGAAUUUUGAGGAUGAGCAGUUUAAGAAGAUGACAGAAGCUUCAAGAUACGAGGUCAUGAAGGCAAUGGCGGAGAUUGAACGGACAAAGAACAGUAUUAAAAUGGCCGAAAUGAGGUUGAAUGCAGCAAAAAAGAUGGAAGAAGCAGCUAAAGCAGUGGAAGCUAUUUCUCUGGCUGAAAAAACCUCUCUGUUGAAUGGUGAGAAUUCAUCAGACGUUUUACUGCAUAAGCCUAAUGAAAUAACUCUGUCAUUUGAAGAGUACCAAUCUCUUACUCGAAAAGCACAACAAGGUGAAGAGCUGUGGAAAACAAAAUUUAUAGAUACCAGUGCCAUGCAUCAAACCAAUGAAGAACGUCAUGCGGAAGCAGUUAUGCUGGAGAACUUUGAGGAAAUAACCAAAGAAAACAAACAAACCAAAGAUGAUUUUCGCAGCAAAGAAGAAACUCGUAGAAUAGAAGUCCACGGGGAUAGGUUUUCUCAAACGCGAUUGGAGAAUGAUGGAGAGCAGAAUCACUCGGCUAAAUUCAAAUUUAAAAAUUCUCGCUCCUCUCUUGGCCGCAGUAAUCCACCUGAUCUCAAUACAAAUGAUUCGGUUCCUGGUUUUAGAUCUACAACUUCAAUAGGAGACAUAAUGAGUAGGAAAUUGAUUCUACAAGAUGAUUUCAUGGUGGGAAAUCAUGUGGAGAACCGAACUGAAAGGCAACAUAUUUCGUUGAGCCAAAUGCUGCGCAAACAGAGUCGACUUAUUUUGCAUCCUACAAAACCAGCAGCAGAUGGGGGUAAUGUUGAGAAGCAAUUCUUUAUGCAGAAGAAGAAAUUUGGAUUUAUUCAAGUUCCACUGCCAAAACAGGGCAAGAAGAAAUCACAGCCUAUGAAUAUGAGGUGAUAAUAAGAGUUAAUUUGAAGUUGAAACUAAAAUUUCCUGUUGCAUUUUCUAUCAUUGGUUGUGUUUUAGAUUUGCUUAUGAUUUCAUACAGUUGUAUGGCAUGAUGAUUGUUUGUAUAAUACUGUUUAAUGGCCUGUCGCCACUUCAUUUCUUUCUAGAUAAUGGAAAACUAAAGUUUGUUUCGGAUAAA
This is a messenger RNA of Olea europaea var. sylvestris, 1863 nucleotides long. Its product is annotated as WEB family protein At2g40480-like. NCBI's taxonomy places the organism in Eukaryota, Viridiplantae, Streptophyta, Magnoliopsida, Lamiales, Oleaceae. The transcript has 2 exons. The record is from RefSeq and is a predicted model, not a curated record. The coding region runs from base 102 to 1673 and encodes 523 amino acids.